UUUGAGGCCGAGGUUUGCACCGGGCCGGGCGGCCGGCGGCCGUGUUCCUGGGCUAGGGACGUGGAGCCUUCAGGAGGGGAAGAUCUGAUUCCAGAGCUGCCAUGAUUGAAGUGGUAGCAGAGCUGAGCCGGGGUCCUGUAUUUCUGGCGGGGGAGGCGCUGGAGUGUGUGGUGACCGUCACCAACCCUUUACCCCCUACGGCCACUUCCGCAUCCAGUGAGGCCCUGGCCUGGGCCAGUGCCCAGAUACACUGCCAGUUCCAUGCCAGUGAGAGUCGAGUACUACUGCCUCCUCCUGACUCCAGUCAACCAGAUGUCCAGCCUGACAGCCAGACUGUCUUUCUACCCCACCGAGGCGAAAGGGGUCAGUGUAUCCUUUCCACCCCACCAAAAAUUCUGUUUUGUGACCUGAGGCUAGACCCUGGAGAAUCAAAAUCAUACUCCUACAGUGAAGUGCUGCCCAUAGAGGGACCACCCUCCUUUCGGGGCCAGUCAGUCAAGUAUGUCUACAAACUGACCAUUGGCUGCCAGCGUGUCAACUCACCCAUCACUUUACUCAGGGUCCCUUUGAGGGUUCUUGUGCUGACUGGCCUUCAGGAUGUCCGGUUUCCCCAGGAUGAGGCUGUAGCCCCAUCCAGUCCAUUCUUAGAGGAGGACGAAGCUGGGAAGAAGGACUCGUGGCUGGCUGAGCUGGCUGGGGAGCGUCUCAUGGCUGCCACAUCCUGCCGUAGCCUCCAUCUGUACAAUAUCAGUGAUGGCCGAGGGAAAGUUGGGACAUUUGGCAUCUUCAAAUCUGUGUACAGACUCGGCGAGGAUGUAGUGGGGACCUUAAACUUAGGAGAAGGAACUGUAGCUUGUUUGCAGUUUUCAGUAAGCUUACAGACGGAGGAGCGAGUACAGCCUGAGUACCAGCGGCGCCGUGGGGCGGGGGGUGCCCCCUCCGUGUCCCAUGUGACUCAUGCCCGGCACCAGGAGUCCUGCCUCCAUACAACCAGAACCAGCUUCUCUCUCCCCAUCCCUCUCAGCUCCACCCCGGGUUUCUGCACUGCCAUUGUGUCUUUGAAGUGGCGAUUACAUUUUGAAUUUGUAACAUCCCGAGAACCAGGAUUGGUAUUGCUGCCCCCUGUGGAACAGCCUGAACCUGCCACCUGGACAGGUCCUGAGCAGGUGCCUGUAGAUACCUUCAGCUGGGACCUCCCCAUCAAGGUGCUGCCGACAAGCCCCACUCUGGCUUCAUAUGCUGCCCCAGGCCCCAGCACCAGCACCAUAACCAUCUGAAGCUGGCUUACCUGUCCAUGCUGGCACUGGUUUCUUCAGGAUACUAAGAAUUCUGCCCUUGGACUCUGAUAGGGCCCACUUUUUCCACCUGGGGCCCAAUGGCAGACAACAAGAGGCAGGCUUUCAGCUGUAGCAUUAAUUUAUUUAUUUGGAAUAAAUGGGCAGCUGCUA
Chinchilla lanigera (long-tailed chinchilla) is the source of this 1448-nucleotide messenger RNA. RefSeq names its product RGP1 homolog, RAB6A GEF complex partner 1 (gene Rgp1). Gene Ontology annotation, biological process: retrograde transport, endosome to Golgi. Lineage: Eukaryota; Metazoa; Chordata; Mammalia; Rodentia; Chinchillidae. Gene Ontology annotation, cellular component: Golgi membrane; Ric1-Rgp1 guanyl-nucleotide exchange factor complex. The record is from RefSeq and is a predicted model, not a curated record.